CUUUGCUAGAGCCUCUACCAGACGAGGACUUCUUCUCAGUUCGCUGAGACUCGUUGAACAAAGGUGCCGCGCAGACUACUUCGCACUCAUAUGUGGCGCCUUUCAACCAGCCUCGAUGCGAUACCGAUAAUACAACAGCCACCCCCUUCCUCCGUCCCGACCCUCCUCAGACUACACCAGUAUGUCUUCAAUCGACGUUCCCGUUGUCGGGCUGUACAGGCCUAUCCUAGAGACAUACAUCCAGCAGCUUAGCUCCUCGCGCGAAGAAAGUGACUGCGACGCUCCAAUCCUGGAAUCAGACUGCGCCGAACUUCUUAGCGAACUGCGUUCAAUUCGCACUCAGCAAGAAGACUCCGCCAGCCCACAACUACACAAUGCUGCAUUGGAAACGGUCUUCCGCGAUCUAUUCAUCGACGUCAUAGCGAAGAUAGACAUCUCGGAGCCCGCGUUUUCCCAAAUCUGGACCAUGUUAGAUAUCACUACCAUACUCUCAGACAACGAACUGUGCGAUGCUGGCCUGGGUUUUUGGCUGGUUGAAGAGCUUCUCGACAGUCAAACAAUCGAUGGUUGUCGCAAGGUCUUUGACUACCUCGAGUCACGUCGUGAGCGUAUCACAGCAAAACAUUUCAAACAGAAGAGUUUGGUUAUACUACGCUGCUGCAAUGAGCUCCUGCGUCGCCUCUCGCGGGCUGAGGAUACUGUUUUCUGUGGGCGCGUCUUUAUAUUCCUAUUUCAAUCGUUCCCACUGGGCGACAAAUCCUCUGUCAACCUCCGCGGGGAAUUCCAUGUUGAAAAUGUCACCACCUUUGACCCUGCGCCGAAGAAAUCAGAAGAUGCCAUUCAACCUAUGGAAAUAGAUACACAAUCACCGCCUCAGCAGGGGACAGCUUCUGGCGCGGAGACUCCAUCUUCCUCACUACAUGAAGCGGAUAAGUCUACGGCAAGGAGUACGCCUGUGCCCGCCAAAACGAAGAUUGAUCCCAAGGAAAAAGAUCAGCCACCUCCAGACCUUGACACUCUCUAUCCCAAGUUCUGGACACUUCAAACGCUCUUCUCCAGUCCGACGCGACUUUUUGAUCCAGCCAACAUGGCCACCUUCAAAGAUGGUAUUUCGAGCACGCUUUCCGUCUUCAGAAGCGUUGCCCAUAGUUCCGCCGCGAGCACUGCCUCUACGGAAGUGAAACGCAACCUCAAACGUAAGCGCACAUCGGCUGAAACCGAUUCUUCUACAACGACUUCUACAUUCAACCCGAAAUAUCUGACAAACCGCGACCUCUUCGACCUCGAAAUCCACGAUACCGCUUUCCGGCGCCAUAUCCUCGUCCAAGCCCUCAUCUUGCUCGACUUCUUGCUUAGUCUCGCGCCCAGCGCGAAAUCCAGGUUUGAUGGUCUUACGAAUAAGUCGGUCCUGUACUCUUACACCAUCACCGAGGAAGAUACCAAGUGGGCACAGUCAACACGUGCUUCUAUUGUAGCGUAUUUGCAGCAAGGGAACGGCAAUGAGGGCAAGUUCUACUAUCGCAUGGUUGACACUGUUCUGUCCAGAGAUAAGAACUGGGUGCGUUGGAAGGCAGAGAAUUGUCCGCCGAUCUCAAGGGAUAGUGUCACCCCCCAGGCAUACCUGGAGGCGAAGCAGACACUGACGAAAAUUGCAAACAACGCGAAAGCCGCAUUGCCGAACCCGCCAGGCGCAAGAGAUCUCACUUUUCUGUCCAGGGUAGAGCCCCUGGAAGCUUUGAAGCGUCCCUCGCAGCGGCACAAAGUCCCAACGCUGGAAGAGUACUACAAGGAAAUAGAGCGGGACGAUCUGGAUCUAGACUUCGCCGUGACGGACGAGGAGAAGAACGAACUCGAAGAGCGGAAAGCCGGUAAAGUUUGGCGAGCACUGAGGGCGAGCAAGAAUCGUUUCGUCAUGUGCGAGAAGGUGCAAUACGGAGGGGAUCUCAAGGCUCUGGUCGAGGACGACAAAUUGGAGAUGGAGGGCGAGGAAGAGAAGCCCACCGACGGUGAAGUGGAAGUCAAGGAAGAAUCCACCGAGGACAAGACUGACGUACGAGAAGAGUCUCGCGGCGACGAUGAGGAAGGCAAUGGUGAGCAGGGCAAAGUGGCACAAGCCGGAGAGGGCGCAGAUGACGGAGGCGAUGCUCAAGAACCCAGCAAUGCAGACGACGCCGGACAGAGAGACAAGGUAGAUGAAGAUGUAGGACCGUCGAUAGAGACGGUUCAGGCAGCGGAAUCUCCUCUUGGGGAGGAUACGGAGAUGAAGGAUCCGGAGGAGAAUGAGGAGCAAGAUACAGGGCGAGAUGCUGGAGAAACUAAUCCAGAUAGCGCUGUUCGGUCCUAGUCGUGACAAUUGUCCUCG
Molecule: messenger RNA, 2362 nt
Organism: Exophiala oligosperma
Lineage: Eukaryota; Fungi; Ascomycota; Eurotiomycetes; Chaetothyriales; Herpotrichiellaceae
Exons: 1
Coding region: 182-2344 (720 amino acids)
Biological process (GO): regulation of DNA-templated transcription elongation; mRNA export from nucleus
Cellular component (GO): THO complex part of transcription export complex
Source: RefSeq, a predicted model, not a curated record